Molecule: messenger RNA, 4490 nt
Organism: Loxodonta africana (African savanna elephant)
Lineage: Eukaryota; Metazoa; Chordata; Mammalia; Proboscidea; Elephantidae
Gene: SLC5A5
Product: solute carrier family 5 member 5
Exons: 15
Coding region: 329-2263 (644 amino acids)
Biological process (GO): sodium ion transport; iodide transmembrane transport; thyroid hormone generation
Cellular component (GO): membrane; extracellular exosome
Molecular function (GO): sodium:iodide symporter activity
Source: RefSeq, a predicted model, not a curated record
UUCGACUGUAGCUCCGGACAGCGGGCGGCCGGACAGACGGCUGCACAGUGCAGCCGGACCCCGAGUGAACCGACACACGGCAGGGCAGACGCGUAGACCGAAAGGAGGCACAGGGAAGCGGGCGGCGGCAGCGACGACCCACAGACCGUUGCCCAAGGAAUCCCUUGCCCCGGCCCCGCCCGCAUCCCUCGCAUCGGACGGAGGGGAACAGGCGGGGAAUUCGCUGUGGCCGGUUCUUCCUGCUCCGUCGGUGCUAGCUUCCCUCGCGGGGGGCACACGGGACGCGCGGGCAGGGGUGCAGGGGGGCUUGGCGCCCGGGCCAGUACUGAUGGCAGACGCCACGGUCGGGGCGCAGACCACCUUCGGGGCCUGGGACUACGGGGUCUUUGCGCUCAUGUUGCUGGUGUCCACGGGCAUCGGGCUGGGGGUCGGGCUGGCACGCGGCGGGCAGCGCAGCGCGGAGGACUUCUUCACGGGCGGCCGGAGCCUGACCGCCCUGCCCGUGGGCCUGUCGCUGGCCGCCAGUUUCAUGUCGGCGGUGCAGGUGCUGGGCGUGCCGGCCGAGGCCUACCGCUACGGCCUCAAAUUCCUGUGGAUGUGCCUGGGCCAGUCGCUCAACUCGCUGCUCACCGCCAUGCUCUUCUUGCCGGUCUUCUACCGCCUGGGCCUCACCAGCACCUACCAGUACCUGGAGAUGCGCUUCGGCCGUGCAGUACGGCUCUGCGGGACGGUCCAGUACCUAGUGGCCACCAUGCUGUACACUGGCAUCGUGAUCUACGCCCCCGCGCUCAUCCUGAACCAAGUGACCGGGCUGGAUAUCUGGGCGUCACUCCUAUCCACCGGAGCCAUCUGCACCUUCUACACAACUGUGGGUGGCAUGAAGGCUGUGGUCUGGACUGAUGUGUUCCAAGUUCUGGUCAUGCUGACGGGCUUCUGGGUGAUCCUGGCCCGAGGCACUAUGAUUGUAGGCGGGCCCCAGCGAGCGUUUGAGCUUGCCCAGAACAACUCCCGGAUCAACCUGAUGGACUUUAACCCUGACCCACGAAGCCGCUACACAUUCUGGACUUUUGUGGUGGGUGGCACAUUGGUGUGGCUCUCCAUGUAUGGCAUGAACCAGGCGCAGGUGCAGCGCUACGUGGCCUGCCGCACAGAAAGGCAGGCUAAGCUGGCCGUGCUCAUCAACCAGCUGGGCCUGUUCCUGAUUGUGGGCAGUGCUGCUUGCUGUGGCAUCGUCAUGUUCACGUUUUACAAUGAUGGUGACUGUGACCCUCUCCUUGCUGGUCGCAUCACUGCCCCUGACCAGUAUAUGCCCUUGCUGGUGUUGGACAUCUUCGAGGACCUGCCUGGCAUCCCGGGCCUCUUCUUGGCCUGUGCCUACAGUGGUACCCUCAGCACAGCGUCCACCAGCAUCAACGCCAUGGCCGCAGUCACUGUGGAGGACCUCAUUAAGCCGCGGCUGCCGAACCUGGCGCCCCGGAGGCUCAUGAUCAUCUCCAAGGGGCUCUCUCUCAUCUAUGGCUCUUCCUGUCUGACUGUGGCAGCUCUGUCUUCGCUGCUUGGAGGCGGUGUCCUCCAGGGUUCCUUCACCGUCAUGGGCGUCAUCAGCGGCCCCCUGCUGGGAGUCUUCGUCCUGGGAAUGUUUCUUCCAGCCUGCAACACUGCGGGAGUCCUCUCUGGGCUCGGCAUUGGUGUGGCUCUCUCGCUGUGGGUGGCCCUGGGUGCCACCCUGUACCCGCCCAGUGAGCAGAUCAUGGGGGUUCUGUCCACCUCGGCGGAAGGCUGCGCCGCGUCCCCAGCCAACGUCUCUGGCCUCCUGGGUCCGCUACUCGCCUCCAAUGCCUCCAGCGGCGAGCCCAGCCCAGGGAUGGACCCCAACCGACCUGCCUUGGCUGACACCUUCUAUGCCAUCUCCUAUCUAUAUUAUGGUGCCCUGGGCACGCUGAGCACCAUUCUGUGUGGAGCCCUGAUCAGCUGUCUGACAGGGCCCACCAAGCGCAGUGCCCUGGGCCCCGGGCUGCUGUGGUGGGACUUCAUGAAGCAGACAGCAUCAGUUGCCCCCAAGGGGGAAGAGGCCCCCCUAGAUGACAACUUGGCCAAGGGUCCCGAGGAACUACCCCUUGGAGCCAAGAGGUCUCCUGACUUCCUGCCCAUCCAUGAGGAUGGCCUACUUUUCCUGGGGCAGAAGGAGGUGGAGGUUGCUGGCUCACGGACCACCCACAGUGGCCAAGAUGAUGGCCCGGACCUGCGGGAGUCGAAUCUCUGAGGGUGGGGCCAGCCCGACUGACUGCCAGGGAAGGGACUUGUGGACUGGCCAAUCCCAGGCUGGGGGUGAGGAGGGUGGCUAAUGGUCUGGGCUCCAACUGGCUGGACCCACAAUAUGUACACAUUAGCCUGAGUGUCCCUGCCCUGCAAGAAGAGGAGAAACCCCACCUCCAGGCCAUUUUGUCCAGCCCCCUGCCUCCAGCCACCUUUGGUCUUAGAUGCUGCACCCCUGCUGCUCCCCUCAGAACAGUGCCAGAUGCUUGUCUAGAAUGCAAAUGUUGGAGUUUCCUGUGGACAAUAUAGAAAACCUCCAAGGCCAACAUCAGAGUCUCAGAAAGACCCCAGCUCUUCCCUGUGAUACAUCUGGACCUUAGAGAAGAUUUUGGAGGUUCUCGUAUCCAACCCCCCUUUCCCCCAUUUCACAGGUGGGAAAACUGAGGCCCAGAGAGGGGUAGCAACUUGGCAGGGUCACACAACACACCAGGAACUCAUGGAGAGUCUCUCCCUCCUUGGUCCCCUCUCUGUUUUCCUCCCUUGGGGGAUCUGAAGCCACUCCAUCUUGAACCUUGGAACCUGAUCCAGGCUGGGCACUUUAGCCAUCUCAUUCAUCAAAGACCCUGAACCUAUUUUAUGGAAGAUGAAACUGAGGCUGAGAUUGAGGUCACACAGCAAGGGGGUCGGGGCAGGGACGGGUCUGGGGCUGCAGGAUGAUAAAGCCCCACUGUUCCUAUCACCAGUGUAAAGGGUCAGGGUGGGGGCCCUGUGACAAGUUUGGACCAUCAAAAACUUGGGUGCUGGGGCUUGGUGUUCCAUGCUCUCUGAAAAAUUACCCUGCCACCGCCUCAGAUCUCCUCAGUAAGGUCUGAGUGCAAAUCUCUGCCCCUCGGCUGUGGAUUGAAUUAUGUCCCCCAAAAGGUUUGACUAACCCCCAGUACGUGUGAACAUGACCUUGUUUGGAAGUAAGGUCUUUGCAGAUGUUAUCAGUUGGGUUAACAUGAGGUCAUACUGGAGUAGGGUAGAUCCUAAUCCUGUGGCUGCUGUCCUUCUAAGAGAAGAGACACAGGAAGACACAACUAUUGAUUGAAUUGUGUCCCCCAAAAUUAUGUGAUGAAAUCCUAACCCCUCUACCUGUGCAUGUGAUCCCACUUGGGUAUAGGGUUUUCUUUGUUGUGUUCAUGAGAUCAUAUCAGUAUAGGGUGUGUCUUAAACCUAACCACUUUUGAGAUAUAAAAAGAGCAGAUUAGGCACAGAGACAAAAAGCAAACACAAAUGGAGGGGAAGGUAGAUGCCACGUGGAGAUUGCCAAGGAAUCAAGAAAUGCCAGGUCUGCAGAAACUGAAAGAGACCUUCCCCCAGAGCCAAGAGAGAGCCUUCCUCUAGAGCUGGUGCCCUGAAUUCAGAUUUCUAGCCUCCUGAACUGUGAGAAAAUAAAUUUCUGUUCUUUAAAGCCAUCCUCUUGUGGUAUUUCUGUUACAGCAGCACUAACUAAGACAGACAGCAUGUAAUGCUGUGGCUGUAAGCUAAGGAAUGCCGGAAGCCACCAGAAGCUAAGAGAGGCUUGAAACAGAUUGUCCCACAAAGCCUCCGAUGGAACCAACACGGCCGACACCCUGAUCUCAGACUUCUGGCCUCCGGAAUUGAGACAAAAAAUUGCUGUUUUUGUAGGCCGCCCACUUUGUGGUACUUUGUUACUUUGUUACAGCAGCCACAGGAGACUAAUAUAGCCCCCAUCCUUGACCCUCAGCCUGCUGGUAAAUAAACUCUUGAGUAUUUACAGAGUGAACCAGGUGAUUACUUCAGUGUAGGGGUGUAUCUUGCUCCCCUUUUGGACGAAAAGCUCCUGAAUCUGCCCCUCCUCACUGCCACCUCCGCACAGUUUCUCCUAUUAUUAACAUCUUAAAUUCCUGUGGUACAUUUGUUACAAUUGAUGAAGCAAUAUGGAUACAUUAUUAUUCACUCAAGUCCAUAGUCUUUGUGAAGGUUCACGCUUUGUGUUGUGCAGAUCUGUGGAUUUUGACAAACACAUCACGUCAUGUGUUCUCUACUACAAUAUCACACAGAACACUUUCAAUGCCUUAAAAAUGCCCUGUGUUCCACCUAGUCAUCCCUCCCCUGACCAGCCCUUGGCAACUACUGAUCUUUUCACUGUCUCUAUAGUUUUGCCUUUUCCAUAAUGCCCUAGAGUUGGAAUCACGUGGUAUGUAGCCUUUUCAGGCUGCCUGCUUUCA